Molecule: messenger RNA, 2813 nt
Organism: Lytechinus variegatus (green sea urchin)
Lineage: Eukaryota; Metazoa; Echinodermata; Echinoidea; Temnopleuroida; Toxopneustidae
Product: nose resistant to fluoxetine protein 6-like
Exons: 16
Coding region: 522-2612 (696 amino acids)
Molecular function (GO): acyltransferase activity, transferring groups other than amino-acyl groups
Source: RefSeq, a predicted model, not a curated record
UGGAGCAAAUGUGACCAAGGUGUAACCGCACUGGUCCAGUGUGCAUUUGUGGAACUUUUCACAUACUGUUAUUUCAUAAUAAAUUAUAUUUUCUACUCGUAGUAACUGUCAUUGCCACAGAUCCAUAUGCAGCUGCUUCAGAUAUCGCCUAGCCUACCACUGCACGAAGAAGCUGUAAUAUAUAGGCCUAUAAACAAUUUCAGCUAAAAAAAGAGUGCAUGGUUCCACUUCUUCCACUACGGGGCAUCGAGGGGUGAGUCUGUUCGCCCAUGUCCAUCGGUUCGCCGUAUUCAGCCAAUGCACAGCCUUUGUUGUGGAUCGGGAGAAUCAUGGCUCAAAAGGUCUCCACAAGAAUAGUUCAAUAGGAUUGUUGUAAAAGUCUAACAACCGAUAUUGUCUGGUCACUAUCAAUGGCAGUACACACACUGGAACUGGAAGUGAAAUAGGGCUGAGCGGCGGAAUAGGCCUGUAAUAUCGUCCUGAGACGGAGAGCUAUAGCACGACAAACAAAUCACCACGACAUGGCCAUUUCUCCUACAUGUUUAUUUGUUCCUCAAUCCAAGAUAUUUCUCGGUAUAUUAUUCUUCCUAUCGGGUGUAUGUUGUUUCUCUCCUGUCCGAGCUGGGCUUGAGAGGAAUGACUUACCAGGCGAGAAGAUGAUGACAUUUUGGAAUGACUGGAUUGAAGAGAACAUUCUUUCAUCUCUCAGGGUUGGUGAGGAUUCUUAUAAAUCAAAAUGUUUCACUGAGAUUGAGCAGAUCUUCGCAGAAGGAGGAGAGAAGCGGAAUACAAUCAUAGAUGCAACGGGCAAGCCAUCCUCGGGGAUCUUACAGGGUAAUCUCGCCUGGUUAGGAGAUUUCAGGCAGUGUAUGGACGCUACAGAUCUUCAUUACUGUCUCCUCAAGUUACCAAUACACGUAGAGGCAUUCAGCACGAGGGUGAGUGGUUCAUUGUCACUUGGCCUCUGCGUUCCUGAAGUAUGUUCAGGAAAGGAUAUCAAUGAUGCCAUUAAAUUAAUUGAGAUUUUAUUAUUUAACGGUACUAAGGAUCAGAUGAUCAACUGCAGUGAUAGACUAAAUCCAUCAAGCGAUUCUGGGUUCAUAUGCACCAUAGUUUUUAUUUCACUGCUGUUUGCACUCUGUCUGGGCGCAACAGCUUAUGAGAGUUAUCGCCAUCACUAUACCAGCAUCUCGGAUGAAGAAAGUAUACCCAUACUUCAACAGCAGUCUUCUUGCAAUAGCAAUGAACAUAGUCACAGAAAGACUGAAAGAGAUUAUUCUAAAGAUCUGUCGACGUGGCGGCGGUGUUUUCUCUGUUUCUCUCUGACUCGUUCUGUAAAUCAAAUCACUAGUACGAUAUCAGCGAAAGAUGACAUUGUGUGUCUUCACGGAAUGAGAGUUAUUAGUAUGUUCUGGAUAAUACUGGGACAUUCAUUCAGUUUCCAACAAAAAUCGCAAGCACUUGCUGAUAUAUUGUGGGUGUACACUGGUCCCGCUAAAUGGUUAACAAGUCAAGUUAUAUACAGUGGUUACGUCGCCUUAGAUACAUUCUUUUUCCUUGGCGGUCUCCUCGUUGCCUAUACAGGGUUCAAAUACAUGGCAAAGUCUGUUGGGAGAGUGAACUGGUUAAUUGCAAUAGUUCAUCGUUAUCUCAGAAUAACACCGGCAAUGGCCGUCAUGAUUCUCUUAUACACGUUUGUGUACCCGUAUCUUGGUGAGGGACCUUUCUGGCAUUUACGAGUCCAAGAUACCCAAGAAUGUUACGAUUGGUGGUGGACCAACUUUCUCUAUAUCAACAAUUUCGUGCCAUCGAAUACAUCCUCAGGGUGCUUAUCCUGGUCAUGGUAUCUUGCCACGGACAUGCAGUUGUUUCUGCUUGCGAUCAUCAUCAUCGUUCUCAUCUGGUGGUUUCCAGUUAUUGGCAUCUUUGUAUUAUGUCUUCUGACAACCAUCAGUAUUAUCAUACGUGCUGUUCUGUUCUCUGUGAGGGACUAUCAAGCUACUCAAUUUGUCAAUGCACUGGUCGGUCGGGGUGACAAUCCUAUGUUCAUCUUCUCUGUAAAGCCUUACGCUAAUGCCACGCCAUACUUGAUCGGUAUUGCCAUGGGAUAUAUUCUACAUAGACUAAAGAACAAAAGAGUUCCAAGAUUGCAUGUGAUCAUAGUUAUACUUGGUUGGUUGACAUCCUUUGCCAUUGGGAUGUCCCUGGUUUAUGGUCUGUAUAGUAUUUAUGAUCACCCAGGGAUGGAGUUCGUACCUCUGGACAAGUCUCUUAAUAUUCUGUAUGGCAGCAUUGGCAAACUUGCCUGGACUUUGGCUAUGUCCUGGGUAGUCUUCUCCUGUCAUCAUGGCUACGGAGGUGUGAUAAAUCGAUUUCUUUCCUGGAGAUUGUGGAUCCCUUUGUCUCGAUUGACGUUCUGUGCGUAUCUACUACAUCCUGCUAUUAUUUAUCUCUUUACUGGAACCGUUGCAAUGAGCUACAAUGUAACCGUCAUUCAUCAGAGUUUUCUUUUCGCUGGUUUCGUCACGAUCAGCUACUCCGCAGCUUCCAUCCUUUCUUCGUUGAUAGAAAUGCCAAUAGGAAGUCUUCAAAAAAUGUUCCUAAAGAGAUAAUUCAUACUUUUAAUUUUGAGUGCCUCACUAUAACCUCAUAUCAUGAUUAACAUCAUUAUAUUCAAUUUAUUUAAAGAAUAUUAAACAAUCUUAAAAGAGAAUGGAAGAGCUAACUGAAAUUUAUGAGAGCAAUUUAUAAAAAAAACAACCAAUUAAAGGGGAAUCCAACCCAAAUGAAAACUUGUUUUUAUAAGGAAAAGA